Coffea arabica (coffee) is the source of this 2279-nucleotide messenger RNA. RefSeq lists its product as uncharacterized. Gene Ontology annotation, biological process: regulation of DNA-templated transcription. Lineage: Eukaryota; Viridiplantae; Streptophyta; Magnoliopsida; Gentianales; Rubiaceae. Gene Ontology annotation, molecular function: double-stranded DNA binding. The record is from RefSeq and is a predicted model, not a curated record.
UGACGGGUUAGUUCAUCUCUCAAUUUGACACUGUUUGGCUGUCGAACACAAAAUGAUUGCGCUGUUCUUCUACUUCCUCUAUGGCUGUAACCCAGUAACCUGGCAGGCUAGCACCAGGCAGUCGUAAGGCUGGUGGCAAUCCGGAGGAAUCAAAUUUCAGAACACCCCGGAUAUCCCUUUCUGCUCAACUUGUUAUUUGUAGCUCCAAAAAGAAAGUUAGUUACUCUUACAGUAAAUUCAUCAAACAUGUGGUCUGCAUAUUUGUUUCGCAAACACUUUUCAAUCAGAAGUUUGGCUAAAAAGACAAUUCCAUGCUUUACGUUGCUUCAGAAAAGUAGAUUACUUUCAAACCCAGUUGGUCCAAGAAUGUUUGACAACCAGUGCUCUAUCAAUUACAGUAGUCUUGUUGAGGCAAUUGAUUCUGGGUAUGGUCUGAAAACAAGAAAUAAGAAUGGUGGUAAAUCAGAUUCUUUUACUGUCUCUUACCUUGUGAACUCAUGUGGGUUGUCAGAAGAAAAGGCCUUUUUGCUUUCUAAAAGAGUGAAAUUUGAAUCCCCUGAGAAGCCAAAUGCUGUUUUAACCUUUCUCAGGGACCAAGGAUUCAGCAGUAUCCACAUAACUAGAAUUGUGAUAUCUGCGCCUAAGAUUCUUUUAUACAAUCCUGAGAAGACACUUUUGCCCAAGAUUGAGUUUUUCAGGUCUAUGUGGGUUUCUAGAACUGACCUGACCAACUAUCUUUCAGCGAACCACCAUCUAUUGACAUACAGCUUGAAGAAUACAAUUUUACCUAUGUUUAAUUGCUUCAAGAGCAUAUUUUUAACGGACGCUAGGAUUGCCAGUGCUGCUAUGUGGCGUAAUGCCUUUUUUUGUAAAAAUCCGAUAAAGAACCUUACUUCAAAUAUUGCUAUGCUACGAGAACUUGGAGUGCCAGAAAAGCAUAUUAGAAUGUCAUUGGCUCAUUUCUCUCUCGCAAUGAUGCAAGACAAUGAUCAGUUUGCAGAAGCUUUAUCCCAGGUUGAGGAAAUGGGAUUUGAUCCUUCAAAAUCAAUGUUUAUGAUCGCCUUACUUGCUCGAUCAGGUAAGGGUAAUAGAUCGAGAUGGGCACGCAAUUAUGAAAUCUAUAGUAGUUGGGGUUGGUCUGAAGAUGAAAUUCGUUCGGCAUACAGAGGGCAACCUUUCUGUAUGCUCGUGUCAGAGAAGAAGCUUACCAAGUUAAUGGACUUUAUGGUGAAUAAAAUGGGAUGGAAUUCCCAGGUGGUUGCAAGGGAGAAGAACUUCUUGCGAAACUUUGUCACUCUUUAUGAGGAGCAAGUGCCUGAACUACGGGGUGUCUAUCAGGGUAAGAUAGGCAUUCUUGAUGUGUAAAUUGGAAAUGCACACACACAACCUUCAAAUUUAUUCCUCUUUUCUGAAGUAGCUGACUUACCCUCCUCCUUUCCGUCUUUGAAGUUCCUUAAAUACAUAUAGACAGUUUAUUGUCGUUUUCUGAUAAAUGACCUUUUCUAUUUGCUAAGUUUUGUAAUCCUUGUAUUGUGGCAACUCUAACUACUCCAUUGGAGAAAAUCACAUUCUUUUACAGUCUUUCCAUGAAUAUUGCCAGCAAAAAGGUAACUCUCAAAUUUUUGUUUUUAGAAAACUUGUAUUACUGAUGCAUCACCUUUUGUAAUCGUGUUGCAGUUACAUUGAUUUAAUCCUUUUAAAUUGAAUUUGCACCCUGCUAAAAAGUGAAAUGCUGGAGCAAUUGACAUAUCAGGCAUUUACUGGAGAGCUAUUUUUUGUUUUUUCUGACACCAUGAUUUACUCUUCACUUCCCUUGAAAACUAUCAUGCCUUGGGAUUGAUAGCAUAUCGAUUAUGCUAUAUUGAAUGAAUUGGCUGCCUAAACAAAUGAAUGGCCCUUGCAAGAAUAUGACGAAACUCUGUGUUGCUGAGCAUAUUUGAAGUGGUCCUGCAUUUGCCUUCUGAACUUUAGGUUGCUGAGAGAAAAGGCUGAGGAGAAAGAUUGACAAAGCUCUGGCAAUUAGUUUGACCCUGUACAAACUUGUACCGGUUGGUAUUCUUUCCCUGAUUCUCCCAUGGAACCAUAGACGAAUGGGUUUGUGUCACAGCCAAUUCAUGUUACUCGAUAAAUUAGUUACUGAUGAGAUGAUUAGUGAAGAAUUUUUCUGGUAGGUGCUUUUGUAAAGUCGAGCAUCGUUUUGUGUUAGAUAGCUUGGGAUGUUAAAUAUAGCUGUAUCCUGAUAAUCCAAUUAAUACAGAAGGUGUUUCAACAUUUUCUAA